CCACAAGCAGACUUCGUACACAAACUGUGCAAGCAAUACACUGAGUACACACGGCAACGAGUAAACCGAUAUGACGAACAAUAGCUCAGACCCAGAGCCCGAGAGCCGCGAGACGGUCGUGCAGCUCCAUCACAUUCACGACGAGAAUGAGAUAAAAAGCGAUGCUCGAGUGUCUUCGUCGUUGCAAGCGAAAGAGUUGCCGUCUUCUGCUGAUAGCGAGAGUCAGGACGAGAAGGGGAUUGAGCGGUCUCAAGUCGAGACCGCAAACACGAACGAAAUGAGUGGUUUGUCCUUGGGCCUUGUCAUCGCUUCUUUGCUCAGUGCAGUGUUUUGCGUAGCUUUGGACAACACGAUUUUGGCCACUGCGAUACCAAAAAUCACUGAUGCUUUCCAUACAAUUGACGAUGUUGGGUGGUAUGGCGCUGGCUACUUUUUGACCACUUGCAGUUUCCAGCUCUUGUACGCAAAGCUCUACACAAUGAUCAGUACCAAGACACUGUUCCUCAUCGCACUGGCCCUUUUCGAAUUGGGCUCGUUGGUCUGUGGAGUCUCGCCAACUUCCACUGCUUUAGUCGUCGGUAGGGCGAUUGCUGGGCUCGGAGCAGCGGGCAUCUUUACGGGUGCCUCGACUGCGGUAGCUCAAGUCGCUCCGAAGAAUAUGAAGCCUGCGAUCAUGGGGAUGGUUGGUGCGCUUUUUGGGCUUUGUUCUGUUAUAGGGCCGUUGAUUGGCGGCGCUUUCACAGAUCAUGUUAGUUGGAGGUGGUGUUUCUACAUCAAUCUACCCAUUGGCGCAUUCAGCGCUGCUGGAACCGUGUUCUUUCUGAAGUUCGACCAGAAGUUUGAGAACCAAGAUCUCAGUCUCCGCGAACGCAUCUCUCGCAUCAAUCCCUUGGGUAACUUGCUAUUCGUUGGAACGGUCGUAUGUCUACUAAUUGCAGUCCAAUGGGGAGGCACAACCUACCCCUGGUCAAACGGGAGAAUUAUCGCACUGCUGAUCGUCUUUGGCAUCCUCGCCAUUGCAUUCUGCAUCAACGAGUGGAGAAGCAAGGAACGAGCAACAAUCCCACCACACAUCGCCAAACAACGCACACUAAUCUUCUCAUGCAUCUACGCCUUCUUCAUCAGUUCGACGGUUUUCGUCACCUUGUACUUCCUACCCAUCUGGUUCCAAGCCGUCCAAGGCGUCACGCCCGUCAUGUCUGCCGUCCACACUCUCCCACUCAUCCUAUCCCAAUUCCUCGCUACCUUUGUCGCUGCUUUGGGAACAAUGCGUUUGGGAUACUACAUGCCCUUCAUCGUUGCCUCUGUCAUUUUCCUCUCUGUCGGCACUGCCCUCAUCACCACUUUCCACGUCGACAUCCCUCAGGCCCGCUGGAUUGGGUAUCAAGUGAUCCUAGGCCUGGGCAUCGGUUUCGGCUUCCAACAACCCAGCGUUGCAGUCCAAACCACUCUGCCCAUUGCAGACGUACCCAUUGCAGUCUCCACAGUGUUUACUUGCCAAUUCCUCGGGGGCACGAUUUUCUUGUCUGCGGCUGAGAAUGUGUUUACCAGUCGUUUGAGGAGCAAUGUGGCUAGAUUGGGGAUCCCGGGGUUCGAUGCGGAGACGGCGGUGCAAGUUGGUAUUACGAAGUUGAGGGGUUUGGUGCCGGAAAGGUAUUUGGAGGAUGUGCUUGUUGCGUAUAGUGAUGCUGUUACUAGGGCGCUGGAGGUGAGUCUUGUGUUGGGGUGUUUGACUGUAUUGGGGGCGUUGGGGAUGGAGUGGAAGAACAUCAAAGCCAAGCAGUAGUUGCGAGAGUGGACGAAGAUUUGGGAGAGAAGAUGGGAUGGAAGUGCAGACUGCGAGGUGGAAGUUACUUCCUACGAUAGAAAGAAAGUUUGAUGAUUGCAACUAGUUCUGAUGUCCUGCUGUUGCAACGUGCUUGAAGAUGUAAGGCAGAGA
Messenger RNA from Aureobasidium subglaciale EXF-2481, 1939 nucleotides. RefSeq lists its product as uncharacterized. Gene Ontology annotation, molecular function: transmembrane transporter activity. The record is from RefSeq and is a predicted model, not a curated record. Gene Ontology annotation, biological process: transmembrane transport. The coding region runs from base 71 to 1786 and encodes 571 amino acids. Lineage: Eukaryota; Fungi; Ascomycota; Dothideomycetes; Dothideales; Saccotheciaceae. The transcript is spliced from 4 exons.